Salvelinus namaycush (lake trout) is the source of this 1205-nucleotide messenger RNA. RefSeq names its product zinc finger protein 239-like. The record is from RefSeq and is a predicted model, not a curated record. The transcript is spliced from 2 exons. The coding region runs from base 1 to 873 and encodes 290 amino acids. Gene Ontology annotation, biological process: negative regulation of transcription by RNA polymerase II; regulation of immune system process; regulation of cytokine production. NCBI's taxonomy places the organism in Eukaryota, Metazoa, Chordata, Actinopteri, Salmoniformes, Salmonidae.
AUGAAGAAGAGAUCUGAUUUAGGAUUUACCCUCGUAGCAAGGUUGUUUUAUCAUGUGGAGGUUUCAUUCGGGUCUCUAUUUAAAAAUAACACAGUGUCUUUGGCAGGAGAACGACCAGACUCAGAGGAACCAGAGCCAGGGACGUCCAAACCAGCAAGACGACACCAGUGCUCCCACUGUAGAAAGGGUUGUAACUGUUUAUGGGACCUGAAACAACAUGAGAAAAUACACACAAGGGAGAAGCCUUACCACUGCUCCCAGAGUGGAAAGCGUUUUAACCAGAAAGCACAGCUGAAAGCCCAUGAGAGAAUACACACAGGGGAGAAGCCUUACCACUGCUCCCAGUGUGGAAAGUGUUUCAAACAGCCAGGGCAUCUGAAACGGCAUGAGAGAAUACACACAGGGGAGAAGCCUUACCACUGCUCCCUGUGUGGAAAGUGUUUCAACCAGUCAGGGGAGCUGAAACAACAUGAGAGAAUACACACAGGGGAGAAGCCUUACCACUGCUCCCAGUGUGGAAAUUGUUUCAAACAGCCAGGGCAUCUGAAACGGCAUGAGAGAAUACACACAGGGGAGAAGCCUUACCACUGCUCCCAGUGUGGAAAGUGUUUUAGCCAGUCAUGUGAGCUGAAACGGCACGAGAGAAUACACACAGGGGAGAAGCCUUACCACUGCUCCCAGUGUGGAAAGAGUUUUAAGGUUUUAGGAAAUCUUAAAGCUCAUGAGAGAAUACACACAGGGGAGAAGCCUUACCACUGCUCCCAGUGUGGACAGUGUUUCAAGCAGUCAGGGGAGCUGAAACAACAUGAGAGAAUACACACAGGGGAGAAGCCUUACCACUCCUCCCAGGGUGCAAAGCUUUUGCCCAUUUAGGAAGCCUGAAAGAACACAUUAGACUGCACACAGAGCGGAGAAUGCUUACAAAAGCCCAGACUUUGGGAAUAUAUAUUACUCAUAGCAGUCAUUUAAACGUCAUUAGAGAAUCCACACAGGAGAAAUUACUUCUCUUAGUGUGUAUACUGAUAUUUCACAUCACAUUGACUUAAAAUUCAUCAGAGAACAUACACAGUGCUCCUGUUGACUGAUAAUGUGUUUACCUGUUUUCACUAUAUGAAAUUGUUUCUUCCAAUUAUUGAUAAACCUGUACCUGUUAAGAAACUGAUUGUUAGAACUGUUAAGGCUCCAUGGAUUGAUGAGGAAUUUAA